This is a messenger RNA of Lingula anatina, 1691 nucleotides long. RefSeq names its product glycoprotein-N-acetylgalactosamine 3-beta-galactosyltransferase 1-like. The record is from RefSeq and is a predicted model, not a curated record. Gene Ontology annotation, cellular component: membrane. Lineage: Eukaryota; Metazoa; Brachiopoda; Lingulata; Lingulida; Lingulidae. Gene Ontology annotation, molecular function: N-acetylgalactosaminide beta-1,3-galactosyltransferase activity.
UUUGCAAGAUGGAGGGUUUCAGUGGACGAGGCACCCUCUGCAGAUACAUUAAAUAAUACAUAAGAUAAUUAUGGACUCGAAACCUACAUUUUACGUUCGCUGGGGAACGCAGUAAGUAAGCUCUAGAAUGUGAGGUACAUGUAAACAGAGUCUAUUCAUGAAAACAAUAGGCCUAUAAUAUGCGUCUUUCACAAAUGUUUAUGUUUGCUUUGGGGUUUUAUGUUGGUCUGAUGGUCUUCACGUUCUUCUCGGCUGUACCGCACAAUCUAAAUCCAUCAAAGAGGAACCGGAAUUAUGAGGAAUAUGUGUUGAAUCGAAACUCUGAAGACAGGCUUUUCAAACGGAUGUCAGAUGACAGCCACUACGUGGCGCCACUAGCCGAUAGGGUGGAUUUCAAUGACGAGCAACACCAUGACGAUGAUGACACAGUAGCCAGAGAACUCUAUCAAAAAGUUCGUGUAUUAUGCUGGGUGAAAACAUCCACGGGGGACAUGGACACUAAAAUCAGGGUGGCUAGGGAUACGUGGGGGAAAAGAUGUAACGUGUUCCUUAUCCUUAAUGUCGCUGACGUCAACGGAACGAUGUCUGUGUCUGUCAUUGACGUCAUUAAACCAGGCAGGAAUCGUAUUCCAGAGACAAAGGGGAUACACGGUGAUCGUGUCUUUAAGAGGAGGUUAGCAGGAACACUAGACAAUGAUUCUUCUGUUCGUAUGAAUCAAAUGGAAUAUAAAUUAAAACUGCUUAACCCUGCUGUAGCUGUUAAAGGUGAUAGUGGAAACACUAUAAUGGACAGAAAACAAAAUGGUUAUUCAAAUGUACAAAAGAAAAACCGAAACACUGGCCAAGUAGAGCGAAGGCAUCGAUAUGAUGGUCAGAAGGGCAAACCAGAAGGGGUAGCUGUCAGUGUGUCAGAAAAAGGAGGACAACUGGUCCCCAAACUAUACCAUGCGUAUGCUUUCAUCUAUAAGAACUAUUUCAAAGAUGCCGACUGGUUUAUCAACACUGAUGACGACACUUACGUCAUCGUAGAAAACCUACGUCACUUCCUGUCAUCCAAAAACUCUAGUCACCCUGUGUAUUUUGGGUACCAUUCGAAAGCGUUUUUAGAACAGGGAUAUUUCAGCGGAGAAGGUGGUUAUGUUUUUAGCAAGGAAACGUUGCGCAGGCUGGUAAUAAUUGGCGGGAAACAACAACAAAGUUGCCACCAGAAUGGCGGAGAAAUGGAGUUUGAAAUGUGCCUCUCACAGUUAGGUGUCUACUCCGGCGACUCUAGGGAUGAGUUAGGCAGAACCAGGUUCCACUACUUCCCGCCCCACAUGCAUUUUAGCGGGAUUUAUCCUGCGUGGUACAGAAAGCUCAGCCGGGAAAAACAGAGAAAAGGAAUCGAUUCAAUUAGCGACCAUGCUGUCAGUUUCAAUACCAUGAGUCCAAACAACAUGUGGGCAAUGGAAUACUACCUAUAUCACCUUAGGCCAUAUGGAAUAGUGGCUUUAUUCAAAAGAGAAUAAAGUGCAGACAUAACAGACAUUAAUUUCACUGUCAGAUCAAGGAUGUUGCUAAGCGGAGGGCACAGAGGACUAAAAUUUGUCUAGGGUUGCUAAGAAUUAGUCAGUGAACGAGGAAAGUAGACGAUGAUAUGAAUAUAUAGUGUAUAGAAAAAACGACAGUUUUCUUCUGUCGUUUCGAUUGUU